Molecule: messenger RNA, 558 nt
Organism: Peronospora belbahrii
Lineage: Eukaryota; Oomycota; Peronosporomycetes; Peronosporales; Peronosporaceae
Source: the annotation of a GenBank genome assembly
AUGGCAAGUUUGUGGAGUUUCCGGGGUCCGGUAAACCAUAGCGGCGAACGCUCGCAGAAUCCGCCAACUACUUCCGCAGAGGAGGAGGAAGGGGAACAUCGGAAACUUGAGAAGCUUGCAGUCGAGUACAAUUUUCUUUUGAAGAGCCAACUGGAAGAGCAACGUCUCUAUUACGAACGACUGCUUAGAGCUGAACAAAUCGCUGAUUGUAACCAGAAGCAGUGGAAGGAGCGCGUACGUCUAUUAGAAGAGCAAAAUGCACGGGUUGAGCAGCAAACAGCGUUGCGCAUUGGUGAUCUCGAGGGCCAGGUCCGCGAUCUAAUGUUCUAUUUAGACACGCAGUAUAAGGUGGAGCAGAGUGCUCUACCGAGAGGAUAUUAUUGUACGUCUUUUCGUUUUUCAUAUACACGCAAGCGUGCACAAAUAACUGACACGUCUCUCGCUUCACUGUAUCACAGGGUGGCACAAUCAAAAUUGAAUCCAGGACGGCAGGUACGGACAACACCAGCCAGGACACCUUCAUCGUUUGGACGAAAGACUAAAGACAAGAAGAACUAA